This is a messenger RNA of Triplophysa rosa, 3886 nucleotides long. RefSeq names its product USP6 N-terminal-like protein. NCBI's taxonomy places the organism in Eukaryota, Metazoa, Chordata, Actinopteri, Cypriniformes, Nemacheilidae. The transcript is spliced from 15 exons. The record is from RefSeq and is a predicted model, not a curated record. The coding region runs from base 117 to 2072 and encodes 651 amino acids.
AUAACGCGCGCGUGCAGGUUUUGCCGCGGUUGCGGAGAGACAUCUAUUCAUUUGCGCUCCUGUGCACAUCUUCUGAACGCGCAUUUAGUGCAGCUGUACACAUUUUAAUCUGGACAAUGUCAACAAAUAUUGACAUGAAGAAGGACAUAGAGGUGCUGAUAGCAGAGGAACGUGCUGAGAUCAUCUCAAAGUAUAACAAGGGUCGAGAGGCAGGUGUUCAGAUCGAUCCUUGGGAAGAUGCAGACUACAGCAUAUAUCGAGUCACAGAUCGCUUUGGAUUUCUUCAUGAAGAGGAACUGCCCACACCAAGUGUACUUGAAGAGAAGCAAAAACAGGUGGAGAUUGAGAGGGUGCAGAAAUGGCUGAAGAUGUUGAAGAACUGGAGCAAGUACAGAAACAGUGACCGGAUGAUUAAAAGGGUGUGUAAAGGCAUUCCACUACAGCUCAGAGGACAGGCCUGGACCCUGCUCUUAGAUGUCGAGAAAGUCAAGAACGACAAUGAAGGAAAGUAUGAGAAAAUGAAGCAGCAAGCCCAGCUGUACUCUCCAGAAAUCAAACAGAUUGACCUUGACAUCAACAGAACCUUUCGAAACCACAUCAUGUUUAUGGAUAGAUUCGGUCUGAAGCAACAGUCUUUGUUCCAUGUGCUCUCUGCAUACUCAGUGUACAACACGGAAGUGAGUUACUGUCAGGGCAUGAGUCAGAUUGCUGCCAUUCUUUUAAUGUUCAUGAACGAGGAGGAUGCAUUCUGGGCUCUGUCACAACUGUUAACCAAUCAGAAACAUGCUAUGCAUGGAUUCUACAUCCCUGGAUUUCCCAAACUUCAGCGGUUUCAGAACCACCACGACCAGAUACUCUCCAAACUUUUACCCAAACUAAAGAAGCAUUUGGAUAAGGAGCAGAUGUUUAGUGGGAUUUAUAGCACUAAAUGGUUUCUCCAGUGUUUCAUUGACAGGACUCCAUUCACUCUGACCUUACGUCUAUGGGACAUCUUCAUUCUAGAGGGUGAAAAAGUUCUGACAGCCAUGGCUUACACCAUCCUUCAACUCCACAAAAACGUCCCUCCAUGCAGCACGAGCUGCGCAGUUUUAAAGUCAGACGUCCGUGUAGUGCGAGAACGUUUGCUUAAGAUGUCUCUGGAGGACCUGAGAGAGUUCCUGCAGGAGGAGAUAGGAGAGUCCAUUUACCUCAAUGAUGACCUUGUCAUAGAGCAUCUUAAGGUCUCCAUGUCUGAACUUCGCAAAAUGAAGUUAGACUUCCCACCACCAGCUAAGCCUGAUGAGUUUCCACGGAAGCCUCUAGGUCUAGAGAUGCCUGUGGUUCUGACUCCAUUAAAACGAUCAAAACCAAGCCCCUCUGAGGAUACACCCAACAAAUCCCAACUCGCCAAACGGCCCCCAACCUCUCUGCACAUCUCUCUUGAGCAGGAGUCCAUAAUACUAGACGACAGCCCUCCACAGGACAAAAAGACCUUUAAAGAUGAAGGAACAGGCAGUAUGUCACCCCUCCCCUCACCUGACCCUGUCCUAGUACAUAGGCCGAUUCCACUCACGCCUGACGGAAUGAUAGGAGCUCCCGAGGACGGUGGGGAAUGGCCGCCUCCAUAUGAACCUCCUAAAAACACUAUCCCAGAGCUCAGUGAUGUGCAACCUGAGCUGUGUGACACAACAUCACCUCCAAAUUUAGAUGAUACAUUGCUAUCCAGAAUGUCACCUGGAGCAGAGCCUUUACAAACAUCUCUGACAUUUGAGCAGGACGGUGUGAAGACAGCAGAGGGCAGUGUUGCGGGUCAUUUACCCUCAAACAAUUUACAAAUUUCCAUGGCUCACGAAUCCCGUCGGCCUUCCAGUAUUUCCAAUAAUGAAAAUCUACACGAGGGACAGGAGAGAGAUAAUGAACAUCAGAAUUUGGACACAUUGUCUGAGAGAUUCUCCAUUUCACACAAGACCUCCCCAACAGCCUUUGAUCAGUCUCAGUUACCUGCCAGAGGCAUCCCCACAGUUCACUCUGACCCGUUGUUGCAAAAUGCUUCCCAUACCUGCCAACAUCUGCCUAAGUCGGAGACCUUUUAGGCUGCCAGCCAUCUUCUGCUCUAGUGCUUCGCUAGUGUUUUGUUAGAAAGCUUAAAGUCUUGCAAGAAAAUUUAAAAAAGUUUCAAAUGUAACAUUCAAGCAGCGUAGGUUUGCUCUAGUAAGUUGCAUUUAGUUUGUACUGCAAAACAAACAUCACAGCUGGAUGAGUUUUAUUUGUGGAGUAAAAGUUGUUCCGCAUGCAGCUCAUACUGCCAGUAUAAGACUUAAUAAGAAAAGUGAGCUGGCUCACUGAAGAAUUAUACAGAAGCGUAUACAGUAGGUUAUGUUAUUAACAUAAUAAACACCUUAUUUACUUGUGUACAGAACAUACAUAAAAGGAUGGUUUGAAUCACAGUCGGCAAUGACACAUUUUCACUGCAGCAAACAUGCUAAAUCAUCCAUUAGCUAAUGUUAUGGCUUGGAGAUAUAACGUGUAUUUAUUUGUUAAAAUAAAAAACAAUCCAUGUUAAUUAGUACAGCAGCUUACCCUUUUCAGUGAAAGGGGAGUUAUAUAUUUGUAUUCUGGUCAUUUUAAUGGCUUAAACAAACAGGCUCAGUCAAUUUAUUCUGAUUGAAAACACCACUAAUGCUAAAUAGUAUAAUGGAAUGUGCAUUACAUGCACCAAAGUAAAGCCUCGAAUUGAUCUGUCACAAUUUCUGAAAGACAGCUCCAGUGUCUUGUAAUUGAACUUAAAUCUGAUGGCAAUAGAAAACAUGGCCUUGAGGAAGACUGAACGGUAUGUUUUCUGGUUAUUGCGAACCACAGCUACAUUUGGUUUUGUACUUGUCUUUCCUUUUUUUGUGAACAUUUUGUACAUUUAGCUUUUUAGAAUAUUGUAUUUUAAUGCUUAUAGGAUUUUAUGUAUUUGUAACAUAAAUGGCUGUAAUAUCUGAUAUUCCCUCUGGUGGUUGCAUCUAUUGUAGGCCUACUUUUCUUCAUGAUUAACUGGUUGCAGGAGGCUGUACCAUGGUGUAGUAAGCUCUUCAGUUUUACCGUUUGGUUUAACCGUUUUAACAGAUUCAUGCUUUGACAUGACAAAUGUCAUUGGUUUAGCCAUCGACAUGUAUAGGUAGAACAGUGCAAAACUAUAGUUGAAAUAUUUACAUUGAAAAUAGCAAUCCAUGGUUUACAAUGAAAAUUGUUUGAUACAAUUAAAGUAUUGAAAAACAAUAGUAUUUUAACCUUCAGUCAUUUAAAAAAAUGUUACUGUAAAACAUUUUUGAGGUAUUUUAAUGGCAUGUGUAUUUUUAAAGUAGUGAAAAUUUGUAGGAAAUCUUCUCAAAUAUGCACUGUAUUGUUACUAGUACCAUUAUACACAAUGGCCUGUGUCAGAUGAUAUUGACUCUGUUAAAUGCUUUUAUUAUCUGUUUUUGAAAUUGAAAAUGUUUUCUGUGCAUUCCUUAUUAAGGAGUUUUGAGAGCUCCAACCAAACGCCUUUGGUUUUAUUUGAGAUGUAAUUUACAAGCUGUAAAUACGUUUACUGUGUAAUUAUAUGUUUGACUUAAAUUUUCAGAAAUUGUCGUUUUGUAAUCUUAAUUUGGCUGUGUACAUUUCUUCAAACGCAAAUUUACAGGAGGACCGCAUAUGUCGAUACUCUGUUUGAACACAAGAGGGUUCUGUAAACAUAUUUUACAAUACUGUACAAUACAUCUUCACAGAUUCUGAUUUCAUGCCAAAUUUGAGUUUGUCUUCAUAUUCACAGCUACAGCAAAAGACCAUUAUAAUAUGUCUCUUGAUGUUUUUUAUAUUGUAAUAGUGAUGCACGUAAAAUGUAUAGAUUAAACAAGACAGUACAGCAACAAGCAGUUUAGAU